UCUAGCAUCUAAUACUCACAUUAUUUAAGUAGGCUAAUACCCUACUUCAGAUAGAUGUAUUCAAGUCAAAUAAGCAGAUACAUGAGGAAAUAAUCCCACCUACGCAUAGUCUCAUAAAGGGGGGGAUAAAGAAGUUGCUUGGGGCAUUUUUUCGGUGGUGAGUGAGCUGUGAUAAAUACACAUUCCAACAGCCCAAGAACAGUGAGAUGAAAUGAGUAUGUGGCCAGUGAAAUGAUGCAGGGAAGUAGAUAACAGUCUUUCAAACUAAUGAAUGUACAACCUCUAUUUAAUAGCAGCCUCGCACCACGAAGAAUCACACUACUUGCAUUCCAUUCCUUCCAUCACUAACACUAUGUUUAUUCCUCAACAGGCUGUGUAUCUGUACUACGACAACUGGACCCUGGAGAUCGAUGAGAUUGUACUAAACAUGAUCAUCAAGCUGAAAAGGGAGACCCAAUGGAAGUUCGAUGAGUUUCCAUCUUGGUUCGUACUGACGGUGCAACACGCAGUGCAGACUAAAACCAACAUUCUGCUGACCGAGGUGGACAUCAAACAACGUCUCGACUUCCUGAAGCAGAGGUACACCACCUUCAAGGAGGUAGUGGGUUACAAAGGCGUAUCGUAUGACGUGGAGGCUAAGUUUGUGCGUGUGCCUGAUGAGAUAUGGGUGGAAAUUAUGAAGAAAACUCUAUUUGCGGCAGCGUACUACCACCGAGAUAAUCCCCACUUCUCGCAGUUGGCAUGUUUGUACGGAAUGGACGACAUCAAGAAGGAAAGAGAAGUUUCUGUGAUAGUGCUUUCUGACUGCACCGAGGAGAUCCCUACUGAUGAAUCGAGCUGUUACGAGGUUAGUGGAUUCAAAGCAGAGGUGAACUCGCCAGGUAUUGUCCCCCCUCAAACGGUUCGACGUAAACUAUUUGCGGCAGAUGUCGCACCUCAAGUUGAUCAGGAGUCAACCAAUGACAUGGGCAUGUAUUUCAUAGACAUUGGCUCGGAUGGGAGCCUGGUAACUCGCCUUGAGACAGGCCGGGUUUUGCCGAAGCCAGAUGCAGCGAAGACAGAACAAGCUGGUCCCUCUACUCGAUCCCCCAAUGCGAGUUCUGUUGCGUCAAACUCGCCUCUCCGUUGGUGGCCACACAAUAUAAGACGUCCCAAUUUCUAACUAAGUCAUAUAGUGAUGACUAGGUCCUAAACUCUGCUAUGCUAGCAUAUAUAGUAAUGCCAUGGAAUUGCAUCUCAUUUAGCCGGACCUACGUUUUGGAAGGUGGACAAAAAUCCAUAGUAUUGUAAUAGGUAGAGCACCGUGUUUUGGUUUGAUGUACGGAGUCGCCCGUCGACUGUUGGUGCUCUGUUUAUGAACUAAAAAUAUGCAUAUUAGGUGAUGUUUAUGUAUGCACUUGAUGAUGGCA
Salvia splendens (bonfire salvia) is the source of this 1409-nucleotide messenger RNA. RefSeq lists its product as uncharacterized. Bases 272 to 1162 code for a protein of 296 amino acids. The record is from RefSeq and is a predicted model, not a curated record. The transcript is spliced from 2 exons. Lineage: Eukaryota; Viridiplantae; Streptophyta; Magnoliopsida; Lamiales; Lamiaceae.